Cyprinodon tularosa is the source of this 385-nucleotide messenger RNA. Its product is annotated as hepcidin-like. The record is from RefSeq and is a predicted model, not a curated record. Gene Ontology annotation, biological process: intracellular iron ion homeostasis. The transcript is spliced from 3 exons. The coding region runs from base 39 to 302 and encodes 87 amino acids. Gene Ontology annotation, cellular component: extracellular region. NCBI's taxonomy places the organism in Eukaryota, Metazoa, Chordata, Actinopteri, Cyprinodontiformes, Cyprinodontidae.
CUUGAUUUUAAAGCUCCAGCUGGACCAACACUCCCAAAAUGAAGGCUUUCACUCUUGCGGUUGCCGCGGCCAUCAUGGUGACUGUCAUCGCGAUCCAGGAGGGAUCCGCUGACAUGAUCAUUGAAGGUGCUGAACUGAUGAAUGGACGGGCCAAUGGCAGCCCAAUCGCUGAAGGUGAAGACAUGCCAGCGGACUCCUGGAAGAUGCCAUAUGAGAGAGCUAUGCUGCGCCGGCGUCGCUGUCGUUUCUGCUGCGGUUGCUGCCCUGGAAUGAGAGGCUGUGGCAUCUGCUGCAGAUUCUAGAAAAGGCCUAAAAACAGCAUGAAGAUAAAUGAACUACAGGGGAAAAAUGCAGUUCAAUAAAUAAUUGCUUUUUAUGGAUCUAA